AUGGCGCGUCGAACAACAAAUCGAAAGCAGCAGGUGAACGUUCUAAAGCAAGCUUGGGAAUGGGCUAAUUGCACAGAGCCUGAAAAUAUUACAAGGGAAAAUGUUGAGAGCGCUUAUAGGAUAAUGGCGACUGGUUGUGUGCAGGGUAAUUGCAGGUAACGGCCAUUUCUAACAAUAUUUAAAUUCUAACUUUAUUCAAUCAAUUCUUGAUCCAUUCAGUGAAACUUACCAUCUGAUGAUAUUAUGAUCGAUUUCAUUCGAAUAAGUCUUGUGCUUUUGAUAAGGUCUUCCAGUCGGAUUUUAGUCUGGAGUAAAAAAACUCCCAGAUAACAUCAGAUCUUUCCAUUCAAAGUUAUUUAUAUAAGCUUAUGGGCAUGUUGAGAAAAUAUUUAUGGCGUACUAUUGACAGCUCUUGUAGAUUUCAUGAAUAGGAGCUAAAUUAAAGUCUAGGUUAUUCGUAUGUGCUAAAUGUUUUACCCAUAUAAGAUGAUCAACACUGAAAGCUUAGGGAGCAUUUUACUUUUGAAUGACUUUCAUAAAUAUUUGUUUUGUUUUUAAAGGUUAAUGAUAAUAUAUUGAACGUGUACAUGGAAUAACUUCCUAUUAGUAGUUCCUGGUUUAAGAUCAACAAGCUUAACAUUCUACGAAAAUUGAAAGGGUCUAUCAAAAGUCAUGUAUAAUCCAGGUACCCUUUAUUAUUGGACCUUUCACUCCUAUAGUGGGAAAAGAAAAAAUAAAACCACAAACAAAAUUCAAAAUUUUAAAAAAGUCUUUUUGAAGAAUCUGAAGAAAUAAAUAUUACUACACAAAAGAUGUGUUAAAGAGAUUUAAUUUGAAUAAACACCACAUAAUUUCAUCCACAAACCCAAAAGAUAUAACUACAUACUAAAAAAAUAGUACCAUGUGAAAGAACUGCUGAAGAGGUUUGAUUUGAAUGGUAACACCAUAGGAUUUCAUCCACAAACUCAAAAGGUAGAACUACAUACUAAAUAAAUAGUACCAUGUGAAGGUACUGGGGAAGAGGUUUCAUUUCAGUGGCAACACAAAAGGAUUUUGUCAACAGAUUUAUAAGUUAUAAAGUAACAAAAUAAUUAUCUUGCCCUGACACAUUCUAGCAGUGAAAAAAUAAAUUACAAGUAGUCAGAAUAGAAAAGAUAAUAAAUAGUUAAUUAAUAUUAAAUUUAAAAUGAGCAUACAACUUGGAAGGAGUGACUGUGGCGGGGAAAUCUCCGAGAAGCAAAGCUUAUGAGGAAUAGAGAUUUUCCCCCACGGGCAAUUUAAAUACUAGGCGGCAUUUAAAAAUAUAGAAAAAAAGAUGUGUAUUUUAAGUAUAUAAGUGUGCUUAGAGAAAAAAAUGGAUAUAUAAAGACAUAGUGUUAAGGUAUUUAGGUUGUAUCUUGUCUGACCCCUAAAAAUGGUUUGAUCACACGCUUGAAUAUAUUAAAAGCUGGGGCGUUUUUGAUGUUGCUUGGUAAUGAAUUCCAUAUUCUAGGACCUUGAAACAGGAUCGAAAAUUUUUUGAUAUUUAUUUAUAGAUUUUUAUUGACCUUUUUGCUUCUCAGGAGGAACUGCAAAGCCAACCCAAACUGCUUUAAUUGCCUUGGAGAAAGAUUUUGGCUCGGUGAAAUUAAAGGUAGUGGUUCAUUCAGAUUCUCAAUCAUUUAUCAAGUAAUUUUAUUUUGUAAAGUUCUUCAGUUUACAUAGUCAAAAAUAUGGAAUUUGUUAGCAAAAAGUCUUCUUGGUAAAGCAGAUGGAAUCUGUUCUGUCAACUGCCAUGUGUGAACAUCUUUCAUAACUACACUAUACAACCUACAACUUUAAAAAAAGCCUCAUUCUUCUAUUAUUCAUUGUUGAUAGAAAUCUGCUCAGUGUUCGACACUAAUGCUAAUUCACUAGUCCAGGAAACUUCAAGCUGGGCUAGUAAAAACGUGCUCUUACCAGCCCCUACACCAGUUAGUUUACUGGACAAAAUAAAUUUUCAGAUCAAUUUAGGUGUUUGGGAAACUGCCCAUCUACCCCUCCCUUAAGUCAACAUUAACACUAGUCUUACUUCUCACUUGGGGCAAAAUGUUGAGUUAGGGGAGGGGUAGGUAGGCAGUUUCCCAGAAACCUAAAUUGAUCUAAAUUUUCUACAACUCUGUAACUUUGAAAGUUCGUUUUCUAAAAUGCUUCAUCAGUAUUCAGUUUCUAUAGCUUCAGUGGUAAAUGUAAAUCAAAUUAUACGAUUGACUCGCAAAACAGAUGCCAUGUUGGAAAUGAGAAUAGCCCAUUUUCAAGUUCGCAAUGACCGCUGAAUUAAAGAAGGGAAGACGCAUUUUUUACAGCCUUAGCCUCCAUCUGAAGUAAUAUAUUCACAAAUUCCAACAAGAAAAAGACCUGUUUAUUACCAUCUAUUGUGUAUAUUCAAAUUUCAAACACUUACUUGCCAGAAUUCUGAAUAUUUUACUUUAUGUCGAGGCUAACCCUGUAUGAAUGUCUUGUUAAUGUUUGUAUUCAGCAGUGAUUUUUAAUUCAAAACUGGACAUUUGAAAUGUCCUCUCUUCCAUGUCAGUCAAAAAAGUAGGGACGCGGGUUAGAGCCAUCAUAGCAGAAUGCAAGAAUGGCACCGCAAAAAUGAAGAAGAUUUUAAGCUUUUUCAACAAGUUAUAGACAAGAAAGCAUCAUUCAAUGGCCAAUGAUUCUUUUUUUUUGACCAGUGACUUGUUCUUGUGGGCUAGUGAUUUAUUUCACUUACUAGCCCGUUGGCUAGUGUCCAAAAAUGUUAGUGUCGAGCAAUGCUGCUUUUGGAAGUUCUAAUAAAGAGAGGCUUUGAUUGAUUUUGAAUCGAUUGGGAUGUCGUAAAUUUUUUACCAGUCAUUGGAGGGAAGGGGGAAUUCAAAUUUUUACAGUUAAGUGAGAGAAACUACUGUAUGCUAACUGAGAGAGUAAUUAUAGAAUUUAUAUACUCAUUGAUGAGAGAUUUUAUUUAGAAAUCAUAUCUCUUAUCAGCACCAAAAACUCUUUUAAUUCUCAUUGUCAUUCACAUUACUGUGAACAACAUUAUAAAUGAUUACCUAAUGGUGAAUUAACCAUGUAAAUAGUGAAAUGUUCUGUUCGACAAAUUUUCAUUCCCUCCCCCACCCCUUUGUAAAUCUACUUCAGCUUGACACUUUAGUUUUCAACUUUAUUUCCAAUGAUUCCAGCGCCGUAGCUAGUAUGAGGCCAACUGAAGCACUCGCCUCGGUAAAAUUUUGACGAAUUUCGCCGAUCAUUUUUAUUUUACAUAAGCGAUCAUCGGAUAUUUUUAACGCAUCAUGAUAUUACAAAGAAUUCAGCAAUUCAGUCAAUAUACUAUGAAAAAAUUACCAUAUCAUCGAUCUCAAGGGGCUACGUACGUUAACUCAAAUUUUUUUUGAACAAAUACUGAUCAAAACCAUCGGCGAGGUUAAUGGUCACCCAGAUUAUGUAGCUUGUUUCUGAUUAUUGCUUUUUAAAUUCCACUUAAAUUUACUCGAAAAAAAGUUACCGAAAGGCCCAGAAAACGCUGCAAAUCGCAUUUCCGAGAGACUAAAGUUCAAAAUUUCUCGGGGGGCAUGCCCGAACCCCUAGCAACUCCCGCCUGCCUCGGUUGGCCGUUUGGUCUGGCUACGGCACUGGAUUCUCAUUGGGAAUGGAGGAGGAGGGUGUGCGGUGACUUGAGUGAAAGGGGUAUCUUCUGCAACCAAAUAAUAGCACAAAAGAUUUUGUGAACAAAUGUGCAAAAGCUAAAAAUAGUUAUAAUAGGUGACUGCAGUGUACAGUGUACAUUGAUGACACAAUCAUUUUUACCUUCUGACUCUUGUCCUUUACCACCCCAGUAGCCCUACCCAUAUUUUUUCAACUCCUCACCCAAGAAAUGUUUAUCUUAUUUUUUUUUUUAGGGAGGCUAUUCACACACUACAACAUUAAAUGGGCAAAAGGGGUUUUAUUACAACCAAAGUAAAUAGAGAAGACAAGUGAUGAUCCCACAUAAACUAAAACUGGGAAUUUUUUAGGUUGGUUCGCAAGUCCAGAAAGAAAAAAAACAAAACCCUUGCUAAAAAUCAGCCAGUUAGUGAAAAUUGGUGGGGUGAUUUUUGCAAUUUUUUUCCAAUGAUUCUUUACAAAUCCUUCUAGAAUGGGCCUUGAUCAUAAAUGUUAUAAUCCAAGCCAAUUGAUAAUCUUAAACCUUGGGUUAAAUAUGCAGAGCUGUCGUUAAGGGCUGAGGUGCAAAUUUCUGUUACAGGGCGAGGUCAAGAUGAAAUUUAGGAAUAAAUUUGUGAACCUAGGUUGAUUUUCCAUUUUUUUUUGUCUCUAAGCCCUGAGAAUUAACCUAUAUUACAUAUGUACUUUAAAUGCCCUGCUUCCAUCUGUCAUUCUGUCAUGUGCAAAAAAUAAUUCAACAUACUGUUUUUCUUUUUAAUUUUACUUUAUUUACACGAAAAAAAAAACGUGUAUCUUCCAUCAAUGGUCCCAAAAAACUCACCUUGAUCUGAAUCUGUCAUUAUUUCCUCUCUUCCAACUAAAUACAAUACUCGUCACAAAUCGUUGAAACAGGAGCCAUUUGUCUUGAAUUUUCUCCAAAUUUCUUACAUUCACUCCAGACACCUUCGUUUUCACUCAAAUGUGCCCCUCUCCUUCCCCAAUGUUGAGCCACGCAUAUUUUGGAGCACUGAGACGACUGUAAUACCCAAAUCAACAUUGGGGAAGGAGAAAAUCACACAAGUGUUUCAAGAUUUGUGACGAGUAUUGUAGGUUGAUUUGCAAUUUGCUUUGUUUCCAAGCCCUGAUUAUUCAUGAAUUAGGACAAGGAGACAAAGGAAACUGAGAAUCAACCUAGGUUCAAACAUUUUAACUUGAAUUUUAAUUUUGACCUGUAACAUUUCCACCAACUUCUAUGGGCAUGGCUCACUGCCACUUUCAUAGGAAAUCUAAGAUUAAUAGAACCAAAAGAACCUCCAAGCUUUGCAAGUCCCCAGCUACUGAUUGCAUAGACUGUAAAUCCUCUAUAAGCCUCCCUUGGGCUUAUUUCAAGCACAUUUUAAGAAGGGUUUGGGGGGGGGGAGGACUUAUUUAGGUCAGCAAAGAUGAUAGUAUCAGUUUUUCAUAAAUAACUACAACUGUAGAAUGCCAUGGCUGUCACUAAGAUUUCAAGUUGUCAGGUAAAUUCAACAGGUAGGCGGGGAAUCAAACAGCUAGAUAUUUCUUUUGAUUCUAUUUUUCUUCUAUUUUCCUACGAAAGGAGCCGCGGGGAGGUUGUAAAUAAUAAUAAGGGGGAGGGGGCUUAUUUAACUUUCUGUCCCUGAAAAGGGGGACAUGCAUUUUGUGAGGGGGGUUGGUGGAGGUUAAAUAGAAGCUAUUCUGUACGCGGGGCAACUUGGAGGUUUAGUGAAAGCCCUGAAUAUGAUAGGUAACCUGUAUUGUAAUUUUACAAAGACAAUCUUUUUCUUAGAUGAGUACUGGCUGGAUUGCGAAGACCCAGAAAAUGAAAGAAGGCCUGAGGUAAAUUAUUGAGGAACACUUAUUUGAAUAGAAAAUACCAAAUAUAAUCACCAAAUGUGUGCUUUUCAUACAUCUAUUUAUAAUUCUGUACAUUCAUUUGCAUUCAUCAAUACUUAAUUAUUAUUUUUCCUGAGAAAUGUUUAUUGUGUGACACAAAUUUUUCCUGAAGGCUUUCAUCUACCUUGCAGGUUCACUUGAUUAAAGAAAAAAUACAUUAUUUCAAAUGAGAGUUGUGUUUGAAAAUUUUUUUGUCAUGCAUGUUUCUUUGUACAAGAAUCAUUAUUUUGUGUAAAGAGUAUGUGACAGUUUUUCUCUUCUUUUCAGAAUGCUUUUGUCGGGCUGAGAAACCUUGGAGCUACUUGCUACGUAAAUACUCUUCUACAGGUUACUUGCAAGCUUUUAUACAUGUGUAUGAUUUGAAAUUUCAUGAUAUUGAUGAUGAUGAUGAUUCUUAAUGAAGUCCAAAUGAGAUUAGGAUUGCAGGGGGCCAGUUCCAAUAAACUGAAACUGUAGGAAAAUGAAAAUACAAAUUAAUGAUAUAUUGUACAUAACUUGUUUUGAAAUUAUUAAAACACAAGUGAAAAAAGAAGGCACUAAGGUGGAGGAUUACAGAAAAACAGCUCAUGCUCAUUUGCAUAUCAUUAGAAUGAUGACAAAAGACUAACAAAACAGCACAUUUUGUUAUAAAUGUGUGCCUUGUUCUUUUAAGUAUUAAAUUAUAUUAUUAUAAAGAUUUUCUUGUAAAAAACAGAUUUGAAAGAUUGCAAGGUGAUUUAAUUCUAUUUUAUUUCCAUGCACCGAUGUCUUUGACUUCAAACAAUUAUUAUUUGUUUUGUUAUUUUUUUAAAAAUUAUUUCUUUUAUGAUGUUUUGGGCACAUGUGUAUUUUUAGGUCUGGUUUCACAAUCCAACAUUUCGCUCAGCCAUGUACAAAUAUGUUUCUCCUGAAACUCCUGGGAAUGAUUUAAAAGAAGAAAGCACCCAGGGUAGGUAUUGUCUUAUCAAUAUUCUACAAAUCUUACACGUAAAAGGUUAACAAGGGUUCUUGAUUAUUUUGAAUUGUGCAAAACUUGAAGUAAAAUUAAUGUUCAUACAAAUUCCAGCAUUCAAUUAUAUUGAAACAAAUUUUAAUGUUAUUGCUAAGUGUUUGGGUUUGAGGGAGGGCUGUUAGUAAGUCGCGGGGGGACUCCCAUAUGAAAGGGGUGGGGAUGCUCAUCUUCUGGCUUAGGGGUGUAACUUUCAGAUUUUUGUUUCACUGAGGGUGUUCUGGGCAAAAUGCAAUUAUAUUUAGCCGUAAAGGUCUCUUUAAGGGUUGCACAGGAAGUAAUAUAAAAACCUUAACCCUUUAAGCCCUAAGAGUGAUCAGCAUCAAAUUUCUCCUUGUAAUAGCGGAGCUCCACCCGCGCGCGAAGCGCGCGCGUGUGGACGGAGCUCCAUAGCUAAGGAAAUGUGGUAAUCUACCCAUCCGAGAAAAUUUGGUAAUCACGUGACCGUACGCCCGACCGUCCGUCCGCACCACAGGGAAACCAAUGGUCUCUCUUCCACUUUCUAGCUAGUUUGGGAGCCCAAUAGAAAACUAAUUGCACAUCAAUGUUGUGAUCAAUUGACAGCUGUCAAAACAGGAUAUCCGCUGACCAGUGUCACCUGACCGUACCGCGGGCUCAAGUGUCGACCCAUCGAGGUCGAGUACUUUUUUGAAGUUAUCCGCUGACAAAUUACCAGUUUCAAAUGAUCGCAGGCUCAAGUCUAUUUUUUCCAAUGAUUCAUAUGAAAUAUUUAACAAUUAGUUCAUGCGUCAGCGUGCGUAUGUCGAGAUAUUGAGCACGCGGGAGGUUUGGAGAGCACGAAAGAGGCGUAAGAGUUGCACGAGGCGCAGCCGAGUGCAACUCUAGACUCUUGAGUGCUCUCCAAACUUCCCAAGUGCUCAAUAUCUCGACAUACGCACAGCUGCAGCAUGAACUAAUUGUUUUAUAACAUUAUCAAAGCGAUCAAUGCAGCAGUUAACUUAAAAUUUUAUUAUUGUAGGGCGCGCUCAAAGCAGUACGCGUCAAUGUUUACGUGACUAUAUUUUUUUUUCCUCACAGUUAAUCUUAUGUUUUUAUCCUGAAACUGAGAGAAAGUGUACUCUAAAAUGAUUGUAAAAUCCAUAUUUAGGUGCCGGAAAACUAUUAAUUUACCGAAAAAUUGUUAUUGAUAGAAAACAACUUUGCAAUGAAAGAUCUCAAGCGAUAGCCCGCACAGCUCGCCGAGAUGACAACAACAACAACAACACUCACCUCUUUUCCUUACUAUCGAUUAACAAAUUCAAACGUUUCCUCUUAAAUUUCCUUAUCAAACACAUGGUAAACGCUUCAUUGUCUAUUGCUGAGUUAUGGAUGCACUCAGAAGACUCAGGAUUGCUAAGCUCACAACAACUCGAGGAAUUACGAAUAGUUUAUUGACGUCAUCAGCGUGCUCAAUAGGAAUAUGAAGCACGCUCGCGCUAUUGAAUUUGAUUAGGCGAAUUUUCUAGCUAUGUUAUAACUUGUGUUGAUGUCACUAUGGCCCUGCACUGUCAAGAUUUUGAUUUCAAACUGACCUCGGACGCAAAAAUUCAGCCACUUUUUUAAAAAUAAAGGCGGGGAAGACCUUUUCUUACCAUGGUCACGCGUUGGUCACGCUCUACGUCCAAUUUUUGUACUCUGAUUGGUCAAAAUUUGACAGGUGAGUUCAUGGGGUUGAGUUCAUGCGGAAAAUUUAUGCAGCAUCUUGAAAGUUGUUUACUUUGACAUCUAAAGCUGACAGGGUUUUGUAUCAACUUGUGAUGUUUUUAACUGUCUUUUUCCACUGGAUGUACAAAAUGAAAUACAGCUGCUACCAAGAGUCUUCUGUUAUCCAUGGCUGGUUUGUUUAUUGGGUUUUUGGUUGAGAAAUGCGUCGCUUGUCAAAAUUGGGUAAUCCGAUUUCGGAUGGCAUCGUUUUCGUCUUUCACCUUGCUCAAUGCGUAAGAGGAUUUAAAAGUCUCAAGCAACUAUGGCCUUCCUUGAUAUCUUUCAGGAACUGAAUCUCGAAUGGUAAGCCUGAGUAAUUAUUGUAUUUGAUGUUUAUUUUUGUUAUAUCUAAUUUCAUGAAGUCGAGCACAGUUUAUGCGGCAAGUUUGUGCACGUUUGUUAAGAUUUGAGUCAAUGAUCUGAUCUAGUAUCAGGUUUGAUAGAAGCUUACAGAACUUUAAAAGGCCUUCAGAUUUUUUUUUUUCACGGCAAAUAGAAAAAAAACGUUCCGAAGAAUAUUUAGUUAUAAAUUUGGCUGUAGAAAGAAAACUUUGAGUGAUUUUCUUGCUUCGAGGAGUUCAUCUUUGAAAAAAAAACAAACACCGGGAGGCCGGCUGAAAGUAAAACAAAAAUAAACUUAACCUUAAGCUUUGAGCUUAAAGACUCAGGAUUUUUAGAGACACUUUAAUACUUGUCUUCGUGAAUGAAAAUUGUUGUCUCUGUAAAUGCUUUACCGAAUUAUAUUUCUUUUAUUGAUUGUUAGUAGUCUCUCUUGCAAUUUUAAUCGCUUGUCCGUGGUGUUUGUUUUCAUCGUUCAUGAACAUCGCUUGCAGGAGUACUUAAUGUCGCGCGUAUCAAACGUUUUAUAAGAUCACACAUCGUUAUAACUGGAACCAUUAAAUAACAAAAAGUAAUAAUAAUAAAUUCGUUAUUAUGUUGAAGCGUAUCUCCAUUAAAGUUCAUUCAAACACUCAACCACACUGACAGCUCGCACUAAAAAUGAGAACCGGCUGGCCGUAUGGGUGAUUUUGGAAAUUUUUUGAACGGUUUCGCUAAAAGCCCACGAUUGAUCGUCCUGGACAUUGAAAAAUUGUGAAAUGCCGUAUUCUGUCCGAGGUCUGUAUGAUAAAAAGUACUGUUUCACCUCAGAUGUGAUGUAUAAAAAGUAUAAAAGGUUGGUUUACACACUCUCAGAUUUGUUGGCAAGGAUUUGUAAAGUAAACCUGUCGAACGCAAAAAAAUACGGCUUGAUUUGUUUUCCAAGAAUUUGUUUUCGAGGCCUAAUCUACAGUGAUCAAGAGCCAUUAUGGCUCUUGAAUGUGAUAGAAGAUGUUUGCUAUUUUUUGGGUGUACAUAUAUUUAGGCUAUGAACUCGAUGUAAGAUGUUUCACUCUAAAAUAACCUAUCCUUUCCCUCAAAAGUCACAUGAAUGUGCUCUUAAGUUAACUGAUUUGUGGAUUAAAAGUUUAUUGUUUGAUUUAAAAUAUAAAUUUAUUAAUGGGAGCUUCGCUUUUAGCCCUGGCUAAAUCUAUAUAUUAUCAAUGCUUUGUAAAACAGAGUGGUCAUGAGAAUUACGGACAUGAUUAUGUAAGAUGAAUUUGCUUGAUAUUUUAUCAACUUCUCCCCACUACUUCUGUGGGAAAUGAAUAGGGGCAACAAAUGAGAAUUCAAAUUUUGAUCUUAGGGUUUAAAUGGUUAAUAGGUUGGGCCAUGCCCAGAUUGGUCUCCUUUAGGGGUUUGAUUAAAAAAUUUUAGACGAGCAUUCCCACCCCUUUGAUAUUGGAGUCCCCCCUCCGGGGGAUAUAUCCUGGAGCUUCUAAAGGGAUGUCACUAAUCGCCAGCUUCCGGCUAAUCUCAUUGGCUCAAAAAGUCCUUACCACCACCUCAAAUUGCUCCGAAGAUAAAAGACAUUGGGAAAUUUUGAAGGUGCAAUACAAAAGCCUGUAUAGCUUUUCCUUAGCUACAUCCCUGCAGAGUAACAGAAAAAUUUUCCUGUCUACUUGUCCUUCGGACAAGCACUCUAUUAAAUUUGGUUGUCUGAAACCCAAGAGUUCUUGUCCAAAAAGUUUAGCUCAAAACUCAAAAACAAUCAGGCAGUUAAGUAAAUUAAUGUUAUUGUUUUUGAGUUAAACCUAAAAUGGAGCUCGUAAAAACAAAUGAAAUGACCGUGGAAUGGCAAAGUUGUAAAAGGAAUAUUUAACCUUAUUUUGUUAAAUGUGAGGUUUGCUUUUAUGACUUUUAAGGUGAAUUUUAAUUCUACUGUCAUUUGAAGACAAUUUUCAACUGUUUCUUUAUUUUUUCUAAUAAAAAAUGUGCUUGUCUUACGGGGGUUUACAAGGUUUACAUGUUGGCACUAAAUAAUUUAUUUCUACCUGUCCCAGACAAUUGGACAUUGGUUUUGCCACACCCUGUCCCUCCAUCUAUGAGCACACCGUAAAAUUCCGAAAAUAAGCCCCGGGGCUUAUAUUUUUCAAAGGCCCUUUUUGAGGGGCUCAUUUUUGGAGGGGAUUAUCUACGAAGGGAAAUUUGCAUUUUAAAAUCAAAUGGGCAAGGGUUAUAGUUGGAAGUGCAGUUACAGUUUUUGCUUUGUUUUACUUUGUAUUUGAGAGCAAUUUUCCAAGUACAAGCCCCUGCGGGCUUAUAUUUGGAAGGGCAAUUUAAUGGAGGGUUUUUUCUGUUACCUGUUUCUGGGGCUUAUAUUUGGAGGGGCUUAUACAUGGAGGGGCUUAUUUUCAGAAUUUUACAGUAUUACCCCUGGCUUCUUUCAUACAAAAUGAAAUUCCCUGCCUACCAAGUCAAUAAAUAAUACAUGUCAAAUACAAGUCUUGGUGACAGCUGGCCCUGUGGAGAGGUACAGUACUUUGAAUAAGGCCCUUAUACAUGUAGACUUCAAAAGUAGGGCUUAAUUUGAGAUGAGAGAUAAGACUAUUCUUUCAACUUUAGAUCUACAGCCCACAGGCACUUCAGAUUUCCCCACACUGACCAACCACUCAAGUGAAAAUGGAGAAACCUCAGAUGACACCUCUUGUUCUGCUAAAGCUUUAAAACACUCAGCAGCUGUAAAAAAGGUUCCACUGCUUCCUUCUACCACUAUACUCAACUCAAAUGAGGCACCAACUACUGUCUGUGGACACCUUCAGCUGUUGUUUGCACAGUUGCAGUACAGUUUUCGA
Molecule: messenger RNA, 11421 nt
Organism: Porites lobata
Lineage: Eukaryota; Metazoa; Cnidaria; Anthozoa; Scleractinia; Poritidae
Source: the annotation of a GenBank genome assembly